Messenger RNA from Lottia gigantea (owl limpet), 1600 nucleotides. RefSeq lists its product as hypothetical. Gene Ontology annotation, biological process: protein deubiquitination. The transcript has 13 exons. The coding region runs from base 86 to 1600 and encodes 504 amino acids. NCBI's taxonomy places the organism in Eukaryota, Metazoa, Mollusca, Gastropoda, Lottiidae. Gene Ontology annotation, molecular function: cysteine-type deubiquitinase activity; zinc ion binding. The record is from RefSeq and is a predicted model, not a curated record.
CUUUGUUGAAUCGCAUCAGAACUUCAGACUGAUCACAUGAAAUGGUGAUGAAGUUUUCGACAAUCACUCGAAUGAGGGGUGGAAGAUGAGCGUUCAUGGCUGCCAGCACUUGAGUGCCUUUAAAGCAGCCAAAGGAACCGAUCCUUUCCGCAUAAUUUAUUCUUACUUCAUCGCGUGUCCCUCAGCCGACGCACGAAGAAUCAAGGCCAAAUCAUGUGUGUGUCACACAUGUCGGCAGACAACUCUACGACUUCAUGCAUGUAUGUCCUGUAUAUAUUUCGGCUGUUAUGGUGCUAAACACAUACAUGAUCAUGCCAAGAGCAAAAAACAUAAUUUAGCGAUUGAUUUAACGUAUGGUACAGUGAUAUGUUUUGUAUGUGAAGACUACGUCUAUGAUAAAGACUUAGAAGACAUAGCUAGAUCUUUCAGCCAAAAACCAACUCUAAAUUUAGUUGGUGCUUAUAUCAAAGAGCCAUUUUCUACAUGGGAACCUUCAGAAGAUGAAAUUCAACUUUUAAAGAAAAAUCCUAAGAGAAGGAAAGUCAAUUCAAAUUCUACUGUAGGAUUACGUGGGUUGAUAAACCUAGGCAAUACGUGUUUUAUGAAUUGUAUCGUUCAAGCUUUAACUCAUACCCCCAUUCUACGAGACUUUUUUCUAGCUGAUCGCCAUACUUGCCAAAUGCCUGGAGAAUCCAAACAGUGCCUUGUGUGCGAAAUGGCACGACUAUUUCAGGAAUUUUACUCUGGUGCAUGCACUCCACACAUACCAUAUAGACUGUUACAUCUAGUUUGGACCAACGCUCGGCAUCUAGCAGGGUAUGAACAACAAGACGCCCAUGAAUUUCUUAUAGCUGCUUUAGAUGUUUUACAUAGACAUUGUAAAGGUACAAAUGGAAUGAGUUGUAGCAAUCCACAUCUUUGUAACUGUAUCAUAGAUCAAAUAUUUACUGGUGGGCUUCAGUCAGAUGUUACUUGUAAACAGUGCAAUAAUGUUUCGACAACUAUUGAUCCUAUUUGGGAUAUUUCGUUAGAUCUGGGUCCAGGACCCCCUGCCUUCAGAUUUACUAAUAGUCCAGGGAACUAUGAACCUACCUCAUUAUUAGAGUGUUUGAAACGCUUUACUCGACCAGAACAUUUAGGAAGCUCAGCUAAAAUAAAAUGUGGAAAAUGUCACAGUUAUCAGGAAUCUACCAAACAAUUAACAAUGAAAAAAUUACCCGUUGUUGCUUGUUUUCACCUCAAGAGGUUUGAGCAUUCCACAGGCUAUCAUAAAAAGAUCUCAACGUACGUAUCAUUCCCGGAGGAGCUGGAUAUGACGCCGUUUAUGUCAUCGUCUCGUAAUGAUAAUAACGGAUUCUCCAAUCAAAUUAUCUUAGAUAUACCCACAAGUCUUUCAUGUGAUAAUAAAUACUCGUUAUUUGCUGUGGUUAAUCAUAUAGGAACAAUAGAAGUAGGUCAUUAUACGUGUUAUAUACGCUUACAUAAAGACCAGUGGUUUAAGUGUGACGACCAUUUAAUAACUAAAGCAACUGUUACAGAUGUACUUAAUAGUGAAGGGUAUUUGCUGUUUUAUCAUAAACAGAUAUUAGAGUACGAAUGA